Molecule: messenger RNA, 1271 nt
Organism: Ostrinia furnacalis (Asian corn borer)
Lineage: Eukaryota; Metazoa; Arthropoda; Insecta; Lepidoptera; Crambidae
Gene: Hexim
Product: Hexamethylene bisacetamide inducible
Exons: 1
Coding region: 186-1193 (335 amino acids)
Biological process (GO): negative regulation of transcription by RNA polymerase II; negative regulation of cyclin-dependent protein serine/threonine kinase activity
Cellular component (GO): nucleoplasm; cytoplasm; nucleus
Molecular function (GO): 7SK snRNA binding; cyclin-dependent protein serine/threonine kinase inhibitor activity
Source: RefSeq, a predicted model, not a curated record
AAGAAAUAAAUAUAAAUAAAGAUGGCGGAACUGAAAUUGUUGAGUGCGGACCUCUCCGUUGUACUUGCGUGUUUAUAGAGCUUUAUUCAAAGUUGGUGAUCUAUAAAGUAUUUCAAAACCCUAAUCAACUUAUUCUGCUGCAGUCAGCUUGAAUUGUGAGUAAAUUUGGAUCUAUAAUAAUAAUAAUGGAUGUAAAUUUAUCAGAAAUAAAAGAUGGCGACCCGACGCGACCUGUGCUGGAAGCGCCAUCUGUGCUUGAAACGCAGAAUCCAAUCCUAGAGGGCAGUGUUAAAAAGAAGAGGAGGCGCGGGAAAACUAAACGUAAAAUCAUGAAACCGUUUUUGAAGAUACCUUGGCAAGAAAGAAGAAAAUACGAGAAAUCUAAAAGGAACAACAGGUUUCGUAAAAUGGUUUUAACGAAGUCGCGUGCACCUUUCAACAAUAAUCAGUUCUUAAUGGAAAUUCAUAAACCAGAGCCUGAAAAUACUUUCAUCAUGCGAACACCUUCCGCACGUACUCGUGAUUCGAGUUUCAGCAUUGAUUCUGAAGACAAUUAUUUUUUCUCUCUUCCGGAAGAUGAAGAGGAAUACUUGACUAAAGAAUUUUCUAGCGUUUAUGAGGAUGCGCAAUGCGAACGUUUAUCAAAUAUGUCGAAGAAUGAACUCAUUCAAGAAUAUCUAUUACUUGAGGCAAAAUAUGACAAUCUUGUCAAACGAACUGAACGUUCUAAGCCGAAAUAUUUUAGUGACAAGGAUUGUUCUGGAUCUGAAAAGGAUGCCUCUCUUACAGAUAAAGAUAGCAUGAUAACGGAAAGGGAUACAUCGGGUACCUCUAUUGAAUCCAAUACAGUUUAUGAGCCAGCUGUAAAUGAAAUUAUGCAACGGUUGAAAGAACAAGAAGAUCAAAUACGUGAUCUGAAAUUGGCCAAUGAAAAGUUACAACAUGAAAAUGAGCAUUUACGACAAACAUCACAUGGGUCAACAAGUGAAGACUCGGAAAGUGAUAGCUCUUCUAGCUCAGGCAGUUGUAGUAGUAGCUCUAGUCGAAGUCAGAGUCCCAUUAACGAUUUGGAGAUAGCAGAGACUGUAAACAAUGGCAAUGAAAUUCACACUAAUGGUGAUCAAAAUGAUGUGGCUGAUGACAUAGAGCCCACUUAUCCUCUUGUUAAUGGUUUUCAUAGUCCAAAAGAGUAAACAUUACCUACAGGUUCAUGAAAUGAGCCUCUGAAAUGUGAUUAUGAAAGUUUUUUUUAUACUUACUUAUGUAAAUUA